This is a messenger RNA of Stylonychia lemnae, 552 nucleotides long. NCBI's taxonomy places the organism in Eukaryota, Ciliophora, Spirotrichea, Sporadotrichida, Oxytrichidae. The record is from the annotation of a GenBank genome assembly.
AUGGAAUCAAAUUAACAACAGAAUGAUGAUAAAACGAACUCCAAUGAGAAUCAACCUGAGCAGCAAAACGACUUACAGUCUGUCACAUCUGAGACUACUCAGUAAACUGAGCAACAGCAGCAGACUCAAAGUGUGCCAAUAGUUGAUCCUAAUGAGAGAAGGCUCUGCUCUGGAUGUCACUAGUUCUACGGCACAGCUGCCACUAAUUUCAUGUGCAGUGUCUGCUUCAAGAAGGCUGGGGGUAUUCUUAGUCAGACUCAACCUCAAAAGAAAGAGGAGGUCUAACCACAAACUUUCGCUUAACAAAAUGAUCCCUCAAAAGAAGAGCAAAAGGCCCCAGAGAGACCUAUUCAAGAUAAGACUAGAUGUUGGUCAUGCAAGAAAAAAGUCGGACUGACGGGAGUCUAAUGCAGAUGUGAAUAUACAUUCUGCUCCAAACAUCGUUAUCCUGAAGAGCAUUCUUGUGACUUCGACUUCAAUAAUUUCUACAAAAAGAAGUUAGAGAAUGAGAAUCAGAAGCUAGCUCACAAGAAGAUUGAUAAAUUAUACUGA